Pelmatolapia mariae (spotted tilapia) is the source of this 676-nucleotide messenger RNA. Its product is annotated as histone H2B 1/2. NCBI's taxonomy places the organism in Eukaryota, Metazoa, Chordata, Actinopteri, Cichliformes, Cichlidae. Gene Ontology annotation, molecular function: structural constituent of chromatin; DNA binding; protein heterodimerization activity. The record is from RefSeq and is a predicted model, not a curated record. The transcript has a single exon. Gene Ontology annotation, cellular component: nucleosome. Bases 10 to 384 code for a protein of 124 amino acids.
GUAGAGAAAAUGCCUGAACCCGCCAAGUCAGCGCCCAAGAAGGGCUCCAAGAAAGCCGUGACCAAGACCGCCGGCAAGGGCGGCAAGAAGAAGAGAAAGACCAGGAAGGAGAGCUACGCCAUCUACGUGUACAAGGUGCUGAAGCAGGUCCACCCCGACACCGGGAUCUCCUCCAAAGCCAUGAGCAUCAUGAACUCGUUUGUCAACGACAUCUUCGAGCGCAUCGCUGCUGAGGCGUCUCGCCUGGCCCACUACAACAAGCGCUCCACUAUCACCUCCAGGGAGAUCCAGACCGCAGUGCGCCUGCUCCUCCCCGGUGAGCUGGCCAAGCACGCCGUGUCUGAGGGCACCAAGGCCGUCACAAAGUACACCAGCUCCAAAUAAACUGGAUCUCAGACGUCAACACAACGGCUCUUUUCAGAGCCACACACUAAACUAACGAGCAUAAUUUCUACCGUCAAACAUACUGCAUACUGUGUUGCAACUAGAAUCGCGGAUGUUCACCUCCGUGUCACUGGGUGGUAUUAAUCUGCAUUACUGAACCCUGUCUACAGAAACGUGUUCCUGCUCUUUACUUUGUGGAAAGACAAACUCACUACAAUCAUAAUUAGUGCGACUUUGUAUUAAACACUUGUGUUUGUUCCAAGUAUAAUUCUUCGGUUUAUUUAUUCCUGAU